Messenger RNA from Nematolebias whitei (Rio pearlfish), 1576 nucleotides. Its product is annotated as N-acetyllactosaminide beta-1,3-N-acetylglucosaminyltransferase 2. NCBI's taxonomy places the organism in Eukaryota, Metazoa, Chordata, Actinopteri, Cyprinodontiformes, Rivulidae. The transcript has 2 exons. Gene Ontology annotation, molecular function: hexosyltransferase activity. Gene Ontology annotation, cellular component: membrane. The record is from RefSeq and is a predicted model, not a curated record. Bases 73 to 1452 code for a protein of 459 amino acids.
CGGGCUGGAGCAUGAGCAGCUGAGUGAACGCCCAGUGUUCAGUGAAGACAGACGCCUCCUUACAGCAGGUGAAUGGCGCGGUGUCGCUGGCGCAGAGUGCUGCUCUGUUUGUGCAUGCCAUGCUGCUUCCUGGUCUUCCUCUACAUCUCCCUGGGAGUCUUGAUAGUUAUGAACAUGACUUCCACGGCAAUACAACCUGCCAUUAAGCCAAGUCCAAGUUAUUUUAUAGCUCCAGUCUCUUCAGGUAAUGCCAGCGUUGCUCAUGUCCCCAAAACCUUCUGGGAACAACACGUUCAUGAUGACGCCUUUUGGAACAAGCUCCAGAGAUCCGUUGACCACCACUUUAACCACAUUCUAUACCCCAACAUGGCCAAGAAGGCGUCAGACAGAAGCAACUUUAGCGACUACUUGCUGAAGGAAACCUUCUCAAAGAUCAUGAGCACAGAAAUAAUGAAGAACUUGGAAAAGCUACCAAUGGACAUACAAGACUUUAUCACCAACAUGCAAAGGAGGGACUACCCUGUGCUCAUCCAACCACGCGGAGUAUGUGGAGUUCGGGGAACGAAUGAGAGGGAGCCCCCUCUCAUUCUCUUGGCCAUCAAGUCAACAGAACUGAACUAUAAGAACCGGAAAGCCAUUCGAGAGACUUGGGGUCGGGCGGGAUGGGUCCAGGGACAGAAAGUCAACAGCAGCAACAAAGAGCUAGUUGGAGGAUACGUUCGAAGAGUGUUCCUGCUUGGCAAAGAAAGUUCAGCAGAUAUGGAUGUGGAUAUAUCCGAUGUCCUGAGGAUGGAGAGUCAACGGCAUGGAGACAUUCUGCAGUGGGACUUUAAGGACACAUUUUUCAACAUCACUUUGAAGGAUGUGCUCUUCUGGAGCUGGUUCGCCCACCACUGUGAUCAGGCUCGCUUCAUCCUGAAGGGAGACGACGAUGUCUUUGUCAACACCCCAAAGCUGAUUGCCUACCUCCACCAUCAGUUUAAAAAGCCAGAAGUCAGCAACAGCAUGGAAGACUUCAUGAUGGGAGAAGUUAUCAUGGCUGCCCAACCUAAUCGAGACAAAAGGUCCAAGUACUUUAUCCCACCCGGCUUCUACAAGGGGUUCUAUCCUAUGUACGCAGGCGGGGGAGGGGUGGUGUACUCGGGCCUGCUGGCAAGGCGUUUACUGAACAUAUCUAGAACAGUUCACCUGUUCCCCAUCGACGAUGUCUAUGUAGGAAUGUGCAUGGUUCUGCUCAAUGCCCACCCCCUGCACCACCCUGCCUUCCUCACCUUCGACCGAUCUGAGCAGGAAGAGGAUGAGCUGUGUUCGUACCACACCAUCCUGUUGGUCCACAAGCGAAGCCCAAAACAGUUGGUGCGACUGUGGGCCCACAUAAAAAAGACACAAGAACAAUGUCAGGACGUUCCACUAAGAGACACGAAGAAAACGGUGGCAGCCUCUGCUAACUGAGCUGUGGAGAAGUUAGAGCAGCGUGUGAACACACUGCCUCGGUCGUGACUCAGACGUCACGUCCACCGACAUGAUGGCAGCGUGCCGAACGCACACAAACCUACAAACUGUAUUAGCGAAGGAC